GUAAUCGCUGUAAACCUAUUUAUUGUUUUAGUUUUUUGUUUUUUUUAAAAAAACAACCCUUCAACCGGUGAUAGCACCAGCGACCAGGAAGCACGGCCAGGAAGUAGUUUUGCGGGGCCGUGUUUGAGUGACAGCUGUGCGGUGGUGACAGCCCACACGGGACGGCAGCCCGCAGAGCCGAGCCGAUACUCAAGAUGGCAGGUCUAUCUUUAUAUUUUGAAGAUGGCCACGACGAUUUGGAUGACUUUGGAUUCGAUGACUAUGGCUCAGAGUGCGACGGCAUCCGUAUCACAGCCUUCCUCGAUGCUGGACAAGACAACCUAACUCCUCUUGGGAGGCUAGAGAAGUAUGCCUUCAGUGAGAAUGUCUUCAACAGGCAAAUCGUGGCUCGUGGCCUGCUUGAUGUGCUUCGAGAGUUCAGUGACAAUGAAAAUGACUUUAUCAGUGUGAUGGAGACAGUUGCCAGAAUGUCAGAAGACGGAGAGCCCACAGUGCGAGCUGAACUGAUGGAGCAGGUCCCCAACAUUGCCAUGUUCUUACACGAGAGUCGGCCCAACUUCCCAGCUGCUUUCUCAAGAUACUUGGUUCCCAUUGUAGUUCGAUAUCUCACUGAUCCAAAUAACCAGGUGCGGAAGACCAGCCAGGCAGCGCUGCUUGUUCUGUUGGAGCAGGGCCUCAUCUCUAAAGCUGAUAUGGAGACCAAAGUUUGUCCAGUGCUGCUUGAACUCACUGAACCCAGCAGUGACGAUGACUACAAAAUCGAGGCAGUUGCUAUUAUGUGUAAAGUUGUCACCAUGUUGAGCAAAGACACAGUGGAGCAUCUAUUGCUGCCACGCUUCUGUGACCUGUGCAGUGACGCCAGACUCUUUCAAGUUCGCAAGGUCUGUGCAGCGAAUUUCGGAGAGUUUUGUUCUAUUGUUGGUCAGGAGGCCACAGAAAAACUAUUGAUGCCCAAGUUCUUCGAUCUGUGCUCAGACAGUCUGUGGGGCAUCAGGAAAGCCUGCGCCGAGUGCUUCAUGAUGGUCUCUAAUUCCACCUCUCCCGAGGCGCGACGUGUGACACUGUCCCCGCUGUUCAUCAGCCUCAUCAGUGACCAGUCUCGCUGGGUGCGACAGGCUGCCUUUCAGUCUCUGGGGCGUUUUAUCUCCACCUUUGCCAAUCCCUCCAGCACAGGCCUACACUUCAGAGAGGACGGUGCCCUACUAGAGGUCCCCAGAUGUACAUUGGACAGCGACUGCUCCCUAAACUCUCUGAACUGCUCGGACAUUAGUGGGUGCCACGCAGAACGAACCAUCGCACACACACCUCCCAAUCAGGAUGGCCGUGCCACACCGUCCCCAGAGCACGUGUCGACAACUGACAGUGAGGAAAUGCACAGCUUAGACGACAACCACACUUCUGUUCCCCGAGAGAUGCGCGGCGGCUUCACCCACACAGUAUCAAACAGCAACGCCAGCCCUACAACUACAAACAACGCUAAGAACACAAAAGAAACAGAGCACACAGACGAGAACUUUAAUUCUUUCAACUACUGGAGAUCUCCUUUACCGGACAUCAGUGGGGAACUGGAGAUGCUAAAUUGUCAAACAUCAGUGGGAGUGUUAGAGAAGGACGAAAAGGAGGAGGAGGAGGAACCUGAAGGUAAUUGUCCUGAUUCCAAGUCCAACCCUGGCAAAGCUACCAGCGACCAGAUCCAGAAGGUCUUGGACUGUUUGCAACCGCACAUGGAUGACCCCGAUGUGCAAGCUCAAGUCCAGGUGUUGUCAGCUGCUCUGAAGGCAGCUCAGCUUGACAGCCCAGCAGACGACAGCCCGGCUGAACCCGAGCCAGAAGAAGAGCCUGAGAACAACAGCGACAGCCCAACUGUGGAGACGAAAUCUGUGGAGGUGCAGUCAGAGAGUGAAGAGAGUCCCACAGAAGAGGAGCAACCGAUGGAAACUCCCCCAGCCUCAGAGUCGAGCCCUGUCCAGGAGCAAGGAGACGAAGAGACGCAGACGGAUCCCCUGGAGGACCAGGAGGACCAGGAAGAGUCUCCUCCUGACUCCCCUGUUCUAGAGUCUGAACUAAUUGAGAGUGUGGAGGAGGAGGGAAAGGAAGACUCUGCUCACAGCCCAGGGCCUGAGGAUAAGCCCAAGAUCCAGAAUGUCAUCCCCCAGCAGCUGUUGGAUCAGUACCUCUCUAUGACGGACCCGGCCCGGGCCCAGACGGUGGAUACAGAAAUAGCCAAACACUGUGCCUUCAGCCUGCCGGGGGUAGCGCUCACUUUGGGACGACAGAACUGGCACUGCCUCAAGGACACGUAUGAAACCCUCGCUACUGAUGUGCAGUGGAAGGUACGGCGUACGCUGGCUUUCUCCAUCCAUGAACUGGCAGUUAUUCUGGGAGACCAGCUGACAGCAGCUGAUCUGGUGCCCAUCUUCAACGGUUUCCUCAAAGACCUGGACGAGGUCCGCAUCGGCGUGCUCAAACACCUCUACGACUUCCUCAAGCUGCUGCAUGCAGACAAGAGGAGAGAAUAUCUGUACCAACUGCAGGAGUUCAUGGUGACGGACAACAGUCGCAACUGGAGAUUCAGAUAUGAGCUGGCAGAGCAGUUAAUCUUGAUCAUAGAGUUGUACAGCCACUACGACGUGUAUGACUACCUCAGGCAGAUAGCGCUCACUCUCUGCUCUGACAAAGUCUCAGAGGUCAGGUGGAUCUCCUACAAACUGGUUGUAGAGAUCCUCCAGAAGCUGUAUUCAUGUGGGGCUGAUGAUCUGGGCCUGAACUUCAUCAACGAGCUCACUGUCAGGUUCUGCCACUGUCCUAAGUGGGUGGGUCGGCAGGCCUUUGCCUUCAUCUGCCAGGCCGUAGUGGAGGAGGACUGCAUGCCCAUGGAGCAGUUCAGCCAGCACCUCUUGCCCAGCCUGCUCAGCCUCUCCUCAGACCCUGUGGCCAAUGUCCGCGUACUGGUAGCCAAGGCUCUACGGCAGAGUGUCAUGGAGAAAGCAUACUUCAAGGACCCUGGCUGUGCCUACUCUGACGAGCUGGAAGAGACUGUGAUGGCUCUGCAGUCCGACAAGGACCGGGACGUCCGCUUCUUUGCCAGCCUGGACCCCAAUAAAGGCUUGAUGGACACGGCUCCCUUGAUUUAGCCCCAGCUCCUGAGUCCCAUUACAGCCCACCUGCCUGUCUAUCUACCUGUCUGACUGAUGCACAGUCAGCGUAACCUGCAACACCAGCACCUGACCAGAUCCCCCAACCACUCGCCUGCUGGGCAGACCUGCACCAACGACCACUUGAGAAAUAUGUCAGAUGUUCAGAUAACAGUAUAAAAAAUGUGAGCAUGCUCAAACAACACGACCCAGUCUCUGGUUGGGCACUACAAUAGCGCACAUCGCAUUCACAAAACACAAAAUGCAUACUUUCUCAGAGUUUUCAGAAAAUGAGCAGGACUCAGAGGAUAGCUGCACCAUUUUGUGGGAGCUGCCACAUUUACGCCUGAACUUUUCCCCGCCCUGCUCCACACUAACAUUGACUCAAUCCUUCCCAAAUCACAGACUUGUAAAACUACGACGGGCUCUCUCUCCAAAGCUAACUGUAAGCUUGAUAUUAAAUUGCUGAAUUGAUUUUUUUUUUUUUUUUUUCUUAAUGCUUCUUUUUGUGGAUUUCUUAACGAACAAGCAGGCGAGGCCUGCCUGACUCUGACGUGUGCACUAACUCAGGGGGACUCAUCUAAACCUAAACAGCAUUAUUAGCUUACAUGAGAAGCAGCAGCUCCUGGAUCCCUGGUGAAAAACCUCCAGCUGUCUGAGCAACAGACCAGCCAAACCAAGUAGCUCUGCUGGUGUCUCUCGCCUCAUUUCAUCCUAAAUGCCUCCAUUGUCUCAGAGACCCUUUUUUUUGUCUUCUGAGAUGUCCUCUGGGUUAUUGUCUGUUUCCCUUCUACCUUCUCUUACUCACUCAUUUUUCUCUGCAUUUCUCCACCUGGUCGUCAUGGGCCGAGGAAACCACUACUACUGCACAGAAGGAACAGUGAUUCUGCCACUCAGCGUAACUCUUGAUUAAAACCAUAUCUUGACGUUUUGAAAGAACACCUAAAUAAACUGUCUGCUCCCCUCCCCUCCCCCCUGUGUCUGUUUACCAAAAAAUGUGACACAAUGCGUCUCCCGAACGGCAGGAGACUAAUGAAAUACCUCUGUGUGGACAUUAGUGGCCAGUGUGUCGUACAUGUAGAGGGACAUCCGCGGUUCGAACAGGCUCUGAAUGUCCUCGAUGGGUGAUUCUUUUUGAGCAAUGUUUUAUUAAAACAUCUUAACAAGGGCUCAUGAUGAAGUGACACAGGGUGACGUAGAUCUCGUAAAGAAGAGGAAGAAAGCAAGCACACUGUUGGAAUAUGCAUGUCCCCCACCCUACACCCCACCGCCCCCUGUGUAUAAUCUAUUCCAAGUUCCUUAAGGUUGACUUCCUGAUAUUGAAUUAUGUGACCAUGGUAGCUUUCAGUGGAUCUGACUGACCAGUUGUACAGUAGGAUAUAGGAAUGGCUGUGUUAGGAAACUGAAAGAGAGCUGAUCUUUAUUUCCCUGUCUUGGUGGAAUGAUUUAAAAGUAUGAGGUUUCUCAAAAACUCUUUUGUACAGCUUAAACCUGUGGAAAACAGUAUGUGUUCAUGGAACCGAGGCCAGUUUAGUCGGGUUUUCACCCAUCGAGAUGUGUGUGUGCGUGUGAAUAUUGGGAGCAGCCACCAAGUCACUUUUUUUGUAGUCUUUCAAGCUCGUUGGUUUUCCUCUGUUGUAAAUGGUAACCCUCCCUCCCCCCCAAAUUUUUUUUUUUUUUGAACAUAGACAUAACUUGAGAACUUAAGCUGAUUGUGGUGUGUGCUGUGCAUCUCAAGUCUUUCUUCCUUCGAAAGGAGAGCUCACUGCGGUAAUGGCGGUGUCUACUCAUCUCGUCUGUCUGCAAUUUGUGUCCAUCUCAUUUUUUAUGUAGUAGAACAGUUAAUAUAUACAUUUUAUGAAAAUUAUUUUUCUUUUCAAUUAUGCACCACUGUUCAAAGAUUUUAUAUCCUAACUUUACAAAAUUUACAACCUUUGUAAUAUUCAAUGGUUUCUUUUAAAAAGACAUUUUAUGUAAUGUUAUUUUUAGUAUUCUGUAAUUAAAAUGAUGAAAAUUAA
Messenger RNA from Dicentrarchus labrax (European seabass), 5152 nucleotides. RefSeq names its product protein phosphatase 4, regulatory subunit 1-like (gene ppp4r1l). The transcript has 20 exons. The record is from RefSeq and is a predicted model, not a curated record. Gene Ontology annotation, molecular function: protein phosphatase regulator activity; protein binding. Gene Ontology annotation, biological process: protein dephosphorylation. NCBI's taxonomy places the organism in Eukaryota, Metazoa, Chordata, Actinopteri, Moronidae. Bases 195 to 3134 code for a protein of 979 amino acids.